Messenger RNA from Calidris pugnax (ruff), 609 nucleotides. RefSeq names its product HLA class II histocompatibility antigen, DR alpha chain-like. Gene Ontology annotation, biological process: antigen processing and presentation of exogenous peptide antigen via MHC class II; peptide antigen assembly with MHC class II protein complex; immunoglobulin production involved in immunoglobulin-mediated immune response. NCBI's taxonomy places the organism in Eukaryota, Metazoa, Chordata, Aves, Charadriiformes, Scolopacidae. The annotation marks the transcript as partial. The transcript is spliced from 3 exons. The record is from RefSeq and is a predicted model, not a curated record. Gene Ontology annotation, molecular function: MHC class II protein complex binding. Gene Ontology annotation, cellular component: MHC class II protein complex.
CUGGAGAUCGCUAUGGAAAGGUCCAACCGCUCACUGGGCACCAUCGUGUCACCCGAGGUGACGGUGUUCCCCAAACGCCGAGUGGAGUUGGAGGACCCCAACGUCCUGAUCUGCUACGUGGACAAGUUCUGGCCCUCCGUGAUCUCCAUCUCGUGGCUGAGGAACGGGCAGGAGGUGACGGACGGCGUCCUCGAGACCGUUUUUUACCCACGGGAGGACCCCAGCUUCCGCAAGUUCUCCUACCUGCCCUUCAUCCCCCCCCGCGGGGACUACUACGACUGCCGCGUGGAGCACUGGGGGCUGCCCACCCCCCUCCUGAAGCACUGGGAGCCCCAGCUGCCCCUCCCCGCCUCCGAGAGCACCGAGACCCUGGUCUGCGCCCUGGGCCUGGCCGUGGGAAUCGUGGGCAUCAUCGUGGGCACCAUCCUCAUCAUCAAGGCCAUGAAGAUGAACAGCACUCGCAACCAGCGGGACACCUUGUGAGGGGGCAGAGCCCGGGUGGGCCCUGCCUCCCCAAAGCCAGACCCUCUGCACCCUCAGCCAGCCCUCGCCUCACCCUGGUGGGAUCUGAUCACCCCAGUGCCCCAUAUCCCUGCCCCACCUCCUCGG